AUGCAAUGUGCUCGAUGCGGGAAACAAUAUCGAAGUCCCUAUCUUCUAAAGAAGCACAUACGAAGUGUCCACGAUAAGGCAUUCUCUCAGUAUAGGAGAACUCGAAAAAAUGUCUGCAACUGGGAAGGUUGCGGGAAGGCUUUCACGACUAAUGGUUUACUGGAGGACCACCUGAAUUAUCACAAAGGGAUAACACCGUACUGCUGCAAUUCAUGUAACGUAUCAUUUUCGGCAAGGGCUCGAUUUGCUGUUCAUCUUUCCAAAUAUCACAGAAUGAGUAUACGCGAUUAUACAAGCGUGACAAGUUUGCUGGGGUCUUCAGGAGUUUCUAGCUCAACAAAUGCCUAG
Molecule: messenger RNA, 348 nt
Organism: Ostertagia ostertagi
Lineage: Eukaryota; Metazoa; Nematoda; Chromadorea; Rhabditida; Trichostrongylidae
Source: the annotation of a GenBank genome assembly